This is a messenger RNA of Candidozyma haemuli, 525 nucleotides long. It is a transcript of the gene NAT5, whose product is annotated as peptide alpha-N-acetyltransferase subunit. The transcript has a single exon. The record is from RefSeq and is a predicted model, not a curated record. Gene Ontology annotation, biological process: mitotic sister chromatid cohesion. Bases 1 to 525 code for a protein of 174 amino acids. Gene Ontology annotation, molecular function: acyltransferase activity, transferring groups other than amino-acyl groups. Gene Ontology annotation, cellular component: NatA complex. NCBI's taxonomy places the organism in Eukaryota, Fungi, Ascomycota, Pichiomycetes, Serinales, Metschnikowiaceae.
AUGGGUAGAAGCAUUAUCACGCUAGACGACUUGACCGUCAAUAAUAUCGGCACAUUUAAAAAACUCCUUCAAGUCACACUCCCCACAUCUUAUCCUGAAACUUGGUAUAAUGACUCUUUUAACAACGACCAGGUUGUGAAGUUGGCGUUCUACAGUGAACUCCCGGUGGGCCAAGUAAGAGGCAAAUUGAUGAACUCCUCGCAUAAUAUCCCUAGCUUCGAGUCGGCAAAUACAUCUCAAUUACCUUCAAAGAGUAUCCCAAACGCAAUUUACGUGGAAUCUCUCUCCGUGCUUGAGGCAUACAGAAACUUGGGUAUCGGGUCAAAGUUGCUCGAAUGGAUCAUUGAACAAGCGAAAGAGAAGUUUAUCCACGAGAUCUUUUUGCAUGUGCAUGCUGUGAACACCACGGCUAUUGAAUGGUAUGAAAAGAAGGGCUUCAAGAAGUCGCCUGAAGUUGUUAAAGACUACUACAAGCAACAGGGUUUGAACGAACCAGAUGCUGUGCUACUCACCUUGACGGUAUAG